Messenger RNA from Trematosphaeria pertusa, 702 nucleotides. RefSeq lists its product as uncharacterized. Bases 1 to 702 code for a protein of 233 amino acids. The transcript is spliced from 4 exons. The record is from RefSeq and is a predicted model, not a curated record. Lineage: Eukaryota; Fungi; Ascomycota; Dothideomycetes; Pleosporales; Trematosphaeriaceae.
AUGAAGCUUCCCUAUCUCGCCGCCCUCCUGCUGGCAAUGCUGGCUUUGCUGGUCUCUUCAGCUCCCACCAUUGCACCCACUUCCAUUACCAUCGCUUCCUCUGUCGCCGACUCCAAGGUCCCAGGCAACUUCCAGCUUCGGGACGGCUUUCUCGUAGCUGCACGUCACCCAGACGCCCAUUCCGUCGAGGACGAAGCCCAGCUGGCUGAACGCGGAGUGACGCCAGUGAAGCGAAUUCCUCCAUCCUUCUUCAAGUUCAUCCCCAGCCGUGAAUGUUGGAACUGCGUUGUAGCCCACGGGGCCAUACAGGGUAUCAAACGCCCCAUGUGGGGAUGGAAUGAGAAUAGGGACAAUCCUUGGUGGACCCGUGGGGGAAUUCCCAACAGCUUGAUCCCCGCGCUCAACACCGGAGCAACAGCCUUCGAGACGCCCCAAGGACGCCAAAGAUGCGAAGCGCACAUAGUACUCACGGUUGCCAAACUUGGGCCAGAACCCUAUGCCGAUUACCUGGCCACCACGAACAAGCUCGGCGUGUCCAAGACAAACGGCUUGUUCCAGAGGGUGCUGAAGCACCUCAAGCCAGCCCUCGAAGCUGGCAUGUACUGCGUCCAGUACGCCGAAAUGGAGAACUUCUCGCUCGAUACGUACCCAGCGAGGAUCAAUACGCUCAAGAAGCUGGAGUACAUAUUGGCAGAUGAGUAG